This is a messenger RNA of Parnassius apollo (apollo), 522 nucleotides long. The record is from the annotation of a GenBank genome assembly. Lineage: Eukaryota; Metazoa; Arthropoda; Insecta; Lepidoptera; Papilionidae.
AUGUCGAUAAUACGUAGAUCACCCCGAGGAAAUAAAGUGCAUCAAGUGUCGUCAAAGAGUGAUAUUUCAAAUAUUGAACCUGAAAAUCUACUGAAUUAUGUAGGGAGGAGGCAGAAAGGACACAGAAAUGAAGAUCAAAGGAAAGGUAUUGAUGAUUUCCUUAAAGAUGAAAUAUUAUUAUCCAUGCUCCCCAAUUGGAAGAAGGAUCAAGUUCUUAUUUUGAGUAAAUUUUGUUCAGAUAUUGUCGAACUUAAACAACAAAACACCAAUGUUCAAUCAACUAAUAUUGAAAUGGAAAAUGCGUUAACGUUCAUAUCCACACAGUAUGAAGAUAUGAACAAUAAAAUUAUCAAUUUAGAACGUGAACGAAAGGAAAAUUAUAAUUAUAUAUUGAGUCUGGAAAAUAGAUUAGAAGACGUGCAAAAAAGGCUUAAGUUCACAGUCAUCGAGUUCCGUAAUUUACCUACUCCCGCACAAAACAUAAAGCAAGAGAUCUGGUUCAAAAGAUUUGCGAUGUUUUAA